Frieseomelitta varia is the source of this 2527-nucleotide messenger RNA. RefSeq names its product organic cation transporter protein. Gene Ontology annotation, biological process: transmembrane transport. Gene Ontology annotation, molecular function: transmembrane transporter activity. The record is from RefSeq and is a predicted model, not a curated record. Gene Ontology annotation, cellular component: membrane. The coding region runs from base 390 to 2306 and encodes 638 amino acids. Lineage: Eukaryota; Metazoa; Arthropoda; Insecta; Hymenoptera; Apidae. The transcript is spliced from 8 exons.
UUCAGUUACGAACUCUUCAAGUCACGAUUUGUCCAGCUAUUUUUUUUACUCGUUCUCGUUUACGACACCGUGCAAGACUAGCCUGACUUUGUCCGAGUUUUCUGCGAUUUUAUUACGAUGUCAUAAAUGUCGCCAAACAAGGAUCCACGCGGUUGAUCCUCGCCUGUUGACGUUUUUAAUCAGCUCAAACGAGAAUUUUAUCGUGAACGUCGACGCGAAUACACACACACACACACACAUAGCACCAUGCAUUCGGGAACAUAGAGAAGAAAACUCGCGAUUUUCUUGCAAAGUGAACCGCAAGAUUAACGAGAAGAAAGUGAUCUCGUUCCUAAUUUGCCUUCGAGUUAUAGAAUCGAUUAUAAUUCUUAUAAUUCUCUGGAGGAGAAAUGCCACCGCAGGAGAAAUUUGAAAAUUCCGUGCACUUGAACAAUAAUCGGGAGAGCAACGUGGCCACUUGUCAGAACUCGAGCAACGCUCAAACGGGAGAAACGGAUAGCGGUGUGAAGGAAGAGACGAGAGACAUGGAUUUUGAUGAAUUGCUGCCCUAUGUCGGCGAGUUUGGUCUUUACCAGAAGAUCCUCUUCAUUCUGAUGAUCCCUUUCGCAUCGUUUGUGGCGUGGGUCUAUUUCUCGCAGAUCUUCAUCACGCUGAUACCGGAUGAUUAUUGGUGUUGGGUACCGGAACUGGAGAACCUCACAGUCAACGAAAGACUGUCGCUAGCGAUACCAGCCAACCACGAGGGAUACUCGAGAUGCAGCAUGUACGAUGUAAAUUACAGGGAGAUUUUGUUAAAUGAAAGCCACAUGCCGGACCCGUUGUGGCCAACGAAAGCUUGUCAACACGGAUGGGAGUUCAAUUAUAGUACCGUUCCGUACGCAACUGUGGCAACCGAGCUGGGAUGGGUCUGCCAGUACGACGCUCUGCCAACCAUAGCUCAAAGUAUCUUCUUCGUCGGCGCUAUCUUCGGCGGACUGAUUUUUGGAUGGAUUGCCGAUCAAUACGGCAGGAUACCAGCUUUGAUCGGAGCUAAUUUAAUGGGAUUUCUCGCUGGAGUGGCCACCGCGUUCACCGACACGUUCUGGCAGUUCACGUUGUGCCGUUUCUUCGUCGGGUUUGCCUUCGACAAUUGCUUCACUAUGAUGUACAUAUUAGUGUUGGAAUACGUCGGACCAAAAUGGAGGACAUUCGUAGCGAACAUGUCGAUAGCGAUGUUCUUCACAUUUGCAGCGUGCAUUUUACCCUGGAUUGCGUACUUCUUGGCUGAUUGGAGGAUGACCUGCAUCGCCACUUCGGUCCCUCUUGUUGUGGCCGUAAUGACGCCGUGGUUGAUCCCGGAGAGUGCUCGAUGGUUGGUCAGCCAAGGUCAAGUAGACAGGGCUAUCGAGAUCCUGGGCAAAUUCGAGCGAAUAAACGGCACCAAGGUGCCUGACGACAUCUACAAACGAUUCCGAGAUACCUGUGCCAGAAUAUGCAAAGAGGAGGAAGCAGAUAAAACGUAUUCUGUGUUAGAUCUAUUUAAAACGCCACGGCUACGGAAUAUUACUCUUCUAUUUAUCAUUAUCUGGAUGGCGAUUUCUUUGGUGUUCGACGGUCACGUACGGAACGUUGAUAAUCUAGGCCUGAACGUGUUCGUCACAUUUACAAUCGCUGCAGCAACCGAGUUGCCCGCCGACACGUUUCUCACGUUGGUUCUUGAUCGAUGGGGCAGAAGGUGGCUCGCGUGCGGUUCCCUCGUUGUCUCCGGUGUAUUCAGCAUCUGGGCUUCAGCUGUUUCUAAUCAUAUUUACACAGCCUCUCUGGCGAUUCUUGGUCGAUUCUGGAUAAAUAUUUCGUACAAUAUCGGCCUCCAAUACGCAGCUGAGGUGUUGCCAACUGUGGUCAGAGCUCAGGGUGUAGCUCUGAUACACAUAAUGGGAUACGUUGCUAGCAUCCUCGCGCCGUACGUGGUAUACCUCGACGUCGUUUCGUCGAUUCUGCCUCUCCUCGUGUUGGGCACGCUUGGAAUUAUAGGCGGUAUUUUGACUCUGUUCUUACCGGAAACGCUUGACAAGGAUCUUCCGCAGACGCUGCAGGACGGCGAGGACUUCGGGAGAGAUCAGAAGAUGUGGGAUUUCCCUUGUAUCGGAAGGAAAGAUGAGGAGGAAGAGAUACCGCCUAGGUUCCGAUCACUUUCCACGUGCAGCGCGAGGAACUCGAUGAGAGCGUCGCUUCGUGGUGAAACUUUAAGGAGCACUAUGCUACGACGAUCGAGCAUAAAGUCGAGGAAGAGCGGAAAUUCCGUCAUAGAGGUGGAAAGAUUAUAGUGAAAUAUUCACAACGAAGUGUCUGUUACCUUGAUCUCUAGCAAAGAAUCCUUAGUCUUCCAAAAAAAAAAACGUGCAAUAUUAGCGUAAAUCGAGUAAAACUUCGUCAAACUUCGUGCAUUCAUUAUCAUCAUGAUUGCGGAUUUUUAUGCAAUUGUAGUUGAGAAACAUAAAGGUACAAAGCAGCACACGAAUAAAACAUAUAUAAAUAUAUAUAUAUA